UGGAAAUGUUAUCAGAUAUGUUAUCAUAGAUAGAAUGGUGAAUGUGCCAAAGUUACCAUUGGUUGAUAUAAUAUAAAAGGAGGUAUUAUUAUUAUUGAGCCGAUACCUGAUCAAAUGUCUUCAAUUAUGAACAACAUUCUAUUUAAUAGUUUGAUUAUUAUUUUACUUUGUUCAAACAUUAUAUAUAAAUGCAAAAGUGAUAUAUGUACAACAUGUUUGUGUUCUGUUAAAGAUACAGGAAGAAUUAUUAAUUGCCAUGAAAAAUUCAUUACAAAUGAUAACAGAAUUCAACUGAACUCAUUAAUGCUAGAUCAGUUUCAAAAUGUAGAGGGAUUAAUUUUAUCAAAGAAUAACUUAACGCUUAUAUCACCAAGUAUAUUUAUAAAACUGAAGCAUUUAAAGAAAUUAGAUUUGUCUGAGAACCUAAUGCCUGAAAUAUAUAUUAAUGGAUUAGCUGAAUCCAAUGAUCUAGACGAGUUGAAUUAUUCAAAGAAUAAAUUGAAAAUCUUUGAUAAUAUUAUAUUUGAUGAAAUAUCAACGAUUACUAAAUUAAACUUGAGUCAUAAUUAUAUCAAAGUACUUAAAUCAACGACUGUUUCAAAAUCUGUCAUAAAUUUAAUUACCCUUGAUCUUUCUUAUAACGAUAUAACUUUUAUUGACGACGCAUUUUUAAAAUCAUUCUUGCACUUACAACAUUUAGACUUGUCAUUUAAUGAGAUUACUUCAAUUUCUGAAAAUAUUUUUUUGCAACUUCCUGCUUUAAGGACACUUAGGAUAAAUAACAAUUUUCUUACAUCAUUGAACUUUAAUGAACUGCCAGAAAAUUUAAUUGAAUUGCACGUUGAAUACAACAAGAUCGUAAACUUGCUUUAUGAACCAUCACAAAUUCAAGAACUGAAUAUUGAAUUCAAUAACAUUUCUUGGUUAGAAACAAAUUUAUCUUCUUUUCAUUCUUUAGAGUAUUUAAAUGUAAGUGGUAACAAAUUGGCCAAAUUUCCAAAUAUAACACUACGGCGAUUAAAAGUAUUAGAUAUCUCUAAUAAUAAUUAUUCUAAUAUCCCGAAAUAUUUAUCAUCAGAAAAUUAUCCAUUAUUGAGUACACUUCUCGUAAGUGGAAAUCUAAUGAAGGAUUUAACAUUUCAUUCUAAAUUAAAACUCCGUUCGUUCGUUGCAAAUUAUAUUACACAUCUUGAAAAGAUUAAUAAUGAUGCAUUCGUAAAAUUGGAAGCACCCGUAAAUGAUUGCAUUAAUCUUACGAUAUCGAACAAUAAAAAACUGAUCACCAUUGAUGAGAGAGCUUUGGAUCAUAUCAAUGCAUGUUUCGUGGAUUUCAGUGACAAUAACAUUAACUACAUUUCCCCUAAAUUAUUAUUAUUAUCCGAUGGUACUCUUAAAAUGAACAAUGGUAUUGAUUUACAAGGAAAUCCCUUCGCAUGCAAUUGUUCCUUACAAUGGAUGUUAAGUGAUCUAAUACCACAGCUCUAUGUUAUAAAUCCAAGUAUUUUGAAUAAUUUAAGAUGCGCAACGCCCCUAAACCUAUCGAAUAUAAGACUGGUGCAUUGGUACAAAUGGAAGAAAGAAAUAUUUUGCAAAGACAUGUCCGAAUUAUUGUCAAAUUUAUCAGAAAAAUAUGAGGCAGUAUCUGAAAGAAAAAUAAUAAUGAUUGAGUCAAGUCCUGAAUUAUUUGCAAUCUUAGGGAUUGCUAUCGUAUUGUUGAUAGUUCUCUUUGUGAUUGGAAUUUUGUUGACUCAAAAGUUAGAGAAUGAAAGAUCUCGUAAAAACAGAAGAUUUUAAAUAAACAUUAGAAAGAGAUAUUAAUUUAUAAACGAUACAAUUGUAUAAUAUAAAUUUAAUAAAAGCCUGGUUAGAAGAAAAUUUCAUUGAAAAAAGAGCAUAAUUAUAUGCAUAACGUUAAAGAUUAUUGCACAAGUUCGAUUAAUUGCUUCAAAAAUGUUCCAAUGAGAGGAUACUUUUGCCAUUGAAUUAAUGAUGACGGUAGAAAUAGAUAAUAUAUUUUAAGUUAUUGGACCAACCUCAUUUAUUUUAUUAAAUACAUUAAUAUUGUAUUGGACAUUUUAAAGAAUAUAUUUAUACAUUUGGACGCAAAAUGUAUUUCAUUUAUAUAUUGAUUUCUAAAUAUCAUCUAUUUGCCAGUGACCCGAUGUUACUUGGAUCGAUGGAUUUUCCCUCAGUUCAUUCAAAAAAGAACAUAUAUUCUCAUAAUAUCCAGAUUGACACCAUGUCUCAUUAUGUGUACCACCAGAAAUUGGAAGAAUCUUCUUAUAUUGACUUUUACAAUUUUUAAAAAGUUCCUGCAUCAUUCGCGGUGGCACGAAUGUAUCUGCUAAGCCAGAGAUAAAUAAUGUUGGUACUGUCAUCGAUCGUAUUUUGAAAAUAGAUAAAUACUGCAACAAUAACAAGCAAUGCCAUUAAAAAAAAAAACAAAACAAAACGAAACGAAACGAAACGAAAGAACAAGGAAGGAG
Molecule: messenger RNA, 2486 nt
Organism: Vespa velutina
Lineage: Eukaryota; Metazoa; Arthropoda; Insecta; Hymenoptera; Vespidae
Product: slit homolog 2 protein-like
Exons: 4
Coding region: 115-1794 (559 amino acids)
Molecular function (GO): protein binding
Source: RefSeq, a predicted model, not a curated record